UUCUAGUCCAAUGCGCAUGUCCGAGUUUUAUAGGGACUUCGAUGAGUUGCAAUCUUCCCAAAUGGAUGAAACAUACAAGGAGGAGGAUGGCGAUUUUGCAUUUGAUAUUUGCCGGCAGUUAGAGGCAACCACACUGUCAGCUGAUGAGCUAUUUGAUGACGGCAAAAUCCGAUCACUAGAGACACCACCACAAUCACCAAUUUCUCAACAAAAUAAAACAUUUCAGAAUACGUACUCUACUGAAAGGAGGAAAAAUUCAACAACAGAAACAAUAAUUGAGAACGCAGAAAGGAAAAAGGAACAGAAGAGAGGGAGGGGAAGAAACCAAGCCUUAACAUCCUCAGCCUCCCGGAGAGCAGUGAGGUCGCUCUCCCCCAUUAGAGUUUCUUCAUCUCCAUGGUACGAGAAACAGCCUUUACGAAAAAACGUUGGACAGCUGAAGUUGAUUCCAGGAUCCCCUUCUGCUGCUGGAACCAAUUCCAAUACCACCUCAUCUAAGGGCAGUAGAAGGUGGAGACUAACGGACCUGUUUCGAAGUGCAUCUGAAGGACGAGGAACUGGAAAAGAUCCUCUAAGGAAAUAUUCAACCUUAUACAAGAAACAGGAAGAGAAUAAGAAUACGAGCUUCAAAUCAAAUAAUAGCAGAAAUGGAGCCGUUUCAAUUUAUGAUCCGCAUUUUUCAUUGAAUAGAGCAGCAUCAGAAGACAAGAAGAAAAAGAAGACUUUCCUGCCCUACAAGGGGAUUUUGGGAGGACUCCUCUUCAAUCCAGCAGUCCAUAUGCACACCAACUUCAGGCACUCCCGCUAAUGGAUCCAAGAUUUAACUUCAACCAAAA
Messenger RNA from Cucurbita pepo subsp. pepo (vegetable marrow), 836 nucleotides. RefSeq lists its product as uncharacterized. The record is from RefSeq and is a predicted model, not a curated record. Lineage: Eukaryota; Viridiplantae; Streptophyta; Magnoliopsida; Cucurbitales; Cucurbitaceae.